CCGUCAUCGCGACAGCUUGCGCGCUGUCCACGCACAUCACAUAUGGCCGAGACAACAACGAACAAUGAGCAGCGGCAUUUGGUGUCCCUCGUCCUUCAGUCGAAGAAGGCGCUUCAGCACGGCGAACAGCUAUGCUCGCGUGCGCGGGAUUCUUCCAAAGCAUCAGCAGUGUGCGCCGUGGACGUCCUCGCAAUCGAUGCGAAGGUGCGGUGGAUUGCAGACGGCGUAUUGCAGCAGCUCAAGGUUGCCGCCGCGGUGGCGUCGCGCUUAGCGGAUCGGCGCAAGAGUAUGAUGGACCAGGUCAAGACUUUCGACGCGUCUCGCACCCAACACACCACCGCGCUCGACAGCAUCCUCGACUCCCUCGAGUCCCAGCUCGUCCCCCCAGACUUCCACGAAGCCUCCGAAACAUCAUCCCUCUUCGGCAGCCAGCACUCUGACGACGACGAGCGGCGGCACUCGCAGAGCCCCUCUGACACCGUGCGCGACCUACGCCGCCCGCCACGCGCUUCGGACCGCCGCCGGUGGAAGAACUUGCGCGAUUUCGUUGACGACCGCGCGAUCGACCAGGUCCUGGAAGUUAUGGACGAGGAGCGUGCGGCGCUGGAUGAUACGCUCAGCAAGACGCUAGACUAUCCAGAGACACUCAUGCGAUCUGUGGACAACAUCAGGCAUGAACUGCCCGACUCGGGUGCACUACCCACUAUGGAGGAGGUCCUGACCACGCAAGACUCGACGAUACACUCUAUGGCUGGUCAUCUUGAAGACCUCGCGCGGCAUUACGACCAGAUGGCCAACGCCCUGCACAUUACGGAGGAGGGACACGCACAUACCGAAGAAGAGAUAGAGCAGAUGCAUGUGGACACGGACGAGCUACCAUCAAUCAUGGCUGAGCUCGAAGACUGUCUGCGCACAGUGGAGGAGCUUCGCGAACGUCUUUCCACUGCUGAGAGCGCUGGCAAAGCCUACAUCGAUAGCCUCCGUGGCACGCUAAACGACCUCAAUCAGCUGGGCGAGAUCAUGUCCGAAAUGCUCGUUAAUCAGGACACCGUUGAGGCUGCCACAGAAAAUCACCUCGCACGCCUUCAUCGACGUCUUGAGCCAUUGCAGCAGCUGCAUGACCAAUAUUGCUCAUAUCAGACCUCCUUCAACAAGCUCGUGCUCGAGAUCGCGCGGCGACGGCACUAUCGAGAAGCCGCGGAGACGGUGAUCCGGGGUAUGAUGGAGCAACUGGAGGCCAUGACGGCGGAAGAGUUGCAGGUGCGCGAACGAUUCAACGCCGAGCAUGGCGCAUAUCUUCCUGAAGACAUUUGCCUCUGCAUCGGCAACGCCCCAACCCGCUGGAACAUUGUACCGCUUGCGGGUGAUACGAGAGAGGCCCUGCCGAACAUCGAACCUGACCUGAUAGAGGAGGCAAGAAAUCGACUGGAUGCUGGAGGUAAUAUCGUCGAUAGCCUUUGACUCAAUACAAUAGCUACGACGUCGACAUGUACUAUAUAGUCAGGACAAUUCGGAUCGUUUGGGAGACUGACA
Schizophyllum commune H4-8 is the source of this 1533-nucleotide messenger RNA. RefSeq lists its product as uncharacterized. The coding region runs from base 43 to 1461 and encodes 472 amino acids. Gene Ontology annotation, molecular function: protein kinase activator activity; molecular adaptor activity. The transcript is spliced from 9 exons. Lineage: Eukaryota; Fungi; Basidiomycota; Agaricomycetes; Agaricales; Schizophyllaceae. Gene Ontology annotation, cellular component: phagophore assembly site; Atg1/ULK1 kinase complex. Gene Ontology annotation, biological process: piecemeal microautophagy of the nucleus; autophagy of mitochondrion; autophagy of peroxisome. The record is from RefSeq and is a predicted model, not a curated record.